Periophthalmus magnuspinnatus is the source of this 447-nucleotide messenger RNA. Its product is annotated as cytochrome b-c1 complex subunit 10-like. Bases 75 to 257 code for a protein of 60 amino acids. Gene Ontology annotation, biological process: mitochondrial electron transport, ubiquinol to cytochrome c. The record is from RefSeq and is a predicted model, not a curated record. Lineage: Eukaryota; Metazoa; Chordata; Actinopteri; Gobiiformes; Gobiidae. The transcript is spliced from 3 exons. Gene Ontology annotation, cellular component: mitochondrial inner membrane.
GGCAGACUGGGGUCCUACUCUGCCAUUAAAAACAACAGGCGCUGGCAACAGAAAUAAAAGCACAGAAGGUCAGAAUGGUCCAGAGUAUUCUUAACAAAAUCAUUGGGAAUAAAUAUAUUUCCAUCGUGAGGACGUGGGUCCCAAACAUGGUGGCCUGGGGAACAGUGGGCGGCGUGGCCCUUGUCCACUUCACAGACUGGCGGUUAAUCUUGGACUAUGUGCCAUACGUUAAUGGGAAGUUUAAAAGGGAUGAGUGAUGAAUUAUAAUUUCAAGUGGACCACAUCUGAAGAUGGGAACAUGACUGUUUUGUCAGUGCAAGCUCAGUGUCAAAUCCAUAGAUCUACCAUUGGUCUCCCCAGACUCUUUGUAACACAAACUGUAAUCUGUUGUAUUUAUGUGAAUCUAAAAUUAUUUAAAGUAUAUGUCAGUAAGGCCCAUGUUCAACA